Molecule: messenger RNA, 862 nt
Organism: Camelina sativa (false flax)
Lineage: Eukaryota; Viridiplantae; Streptophyta; Magnoliopsida; Brassicales; Brassicaceae
Source: RefSeq, a predicted model, not a curated record
UUAAAAUCGAAAUCCACCAAGUUAACCCUAGAGAUCCCUCUCUGUCUUGUCUGUCAUUUGAUCAUCAACAAGAGACGGUGAAGCUAGCCGGAGUCACUAGUCACAGUCAGCCAUGAGGUGGUAUCUGCAAGGUGGUCGUUUCCUUCCUAAAUGUCCAGAGACUGGGCCUCGAGUUCCACCUAAAACUACUACACGGAAUUGGCGUCCCGUUCAAUUGGUGGCAAGAGAUCCGUUUGGUAGGCCGAGGCCGAGGCCCUUCAUCAUGGAUUUGAUUGAGGCUAUGAAAAGAGUGCAUCCUGAUGAAAUGGUAAGAUAUGGUUAUAUCUUCAGUCAGCUGCUGCGCCUUCCAAAACCUCCUCUCCCGGAAAUAGACACCCGGGACAAGUUUGCUGUGAAGUUGGUCGAGUUUGACCCAGAGAAAAGGAACCAAGUGGUUGGAGCAGUUGCACGGGCCAAAAUUCAUAAUGUAAAAGUGCUCAAAUCAUUGUCCGACGUGAUCGGUGUGCAGCGAUCGCUUUUUUGUGUGCAAAACGUCCCCAACUCCCUCAUCAGACAAGGUGUCACAAAGGAGGAGGCUACUGAAAUCAUUACCAGUAUCGAAGCUGCCGGUGGAGUCGCCGUUAUGGAGCCUGUUCAAGUCAUCCUGAUGAUGAGCAGCUUUCCUAAUUGUUUGUCUUCGUGACUGACAACAGUACGUACGUCCCCGUAGUAGUUGUUUUGUAAGACAAACUAUUCUGUCAUCUGUCCGUAGUAGUAGUCUUUCGAAUAAGGAAAGUACUUUAUUCCGCUUAUGCACAUAAAGGUUCCAAGGUAUAAACGACAAUAAUAUAUGGAUGCAACUCUGCAUCCCUUUAACUUACAA